Seminavis robusta is the source of this 3999-nucleotide messenger RNA. NCBI's taxonomy places the organism in Eukaryota, Bacillariophyta, Bacillariophyceae, Naviculales, Naviculaceae. The record is from the annotation of a GenBank genome assembly.
AUGACCAUUUCAAACAAACGCGAAAAUGAGGUCAAGGAGGACGGAAUGACAUCGACAACCACAACAAACCAUGGAAAUCCUCUUUUUCAUGUAAAAGAUGAAGUGGAUGUCGAUUCUAUGAUCUUUUCGGACGGUGUAUCUCCCUGCACAACAACCAAUGAUGCUACGACCCGAGCUUCACCCUCUACCUUUGGCACGGGGAUAUCUAGCAUCAUGGAAUCUCUAUCUCCCAAAGAUCUGGCAACAUUGGCAAACCUCCUCAAGCCACUCUUGAUUAGUCCGAAUGAAACGAAGCACAAAGCAGAGAGUAGCGAUUUGGAAGAAUUUGCGUUGCAUCAAUCACCAACACACGAGGGGACGUUUUCGAAUGAAGACAAGAAUAAAGAAGAGGCAGACAAGGCAAAAUGGCAUGCUAGCUUUGGUGAGAGUACCUAUUCUCUCUUCUAUUUGUGCAGUGUCAAUAGUUGGGCCUUCUGGUAUGCAGCAUUCAUUUAUGUCCUCCAGAUCACAACCAUUCUGCUGACAAUGAUUGAUGUUGUCGACUGGGGUGGCAAUGGGCUCAACUUGCCUCCUAUGGUUGACUUGAGUGUCACGAUUGCUCAAGGAGUCGCACUUUUCCAAGCUGUAGCUUUUCAGUCUGACCUCAUUCAGGUUGUCAUGAAAUUCAAAGACGGCUUCCACCCAGAAGUACUGGACACACAUCCUGGAGCAACCUACUCCACAUGGCUUCUGUCCUGCCUUGCUCAGCUAUUUGCCGGGCUCCUUCUGCUAGUGACAAUCUUCAUUUUGGUCAUGCAAGUUGAUAGUGUCUUGGAUAUUAUGCUCAACUUUGCUGCACUCGAGUUCAUGGCAGACAUCGAUGAUGUGGCGUUCACCCUUGCAAAGUCUGGUUUCAUUGGUAGCAGCACCCAAAGGGCCGCAUAUGAAGUAGCCAACCUGAAAAUCCCGAAACGAACAACAACAAAUCGAGGAUUUCUGCACCGUUCUUGGAAAACCGGAAUAUUUCUCAUGAUCCUCAGCAUAUUGCUUGUUGGCUGGCUGUCCAUUGUAGCCUUACGAAGCUCAGGGCAAUAUGUCUGCAACACAAUCAUUGUGAAUAUGGGAGAUGGAUUUGUUUCCUCCCUUGGAACCUUCAAUGGCAUGUAUGAUUUAGAUUUCUCUGGUGGCUUUCAGUUGGAGCGACGGGGCCGGUAUGUGGAGAGGCGCUCCAUUGAAAUUGAUACACCGGGUAGGGGUGUUUUUGCGUACUGUGAUGACAUCAAGGCUUGGACUUUUCAAGUGGAAUUGAAGGAUAAUAAUGAGGAGGGAGAUGCCUGCAGUUGGAUUGCCAGAUCGGCUGAAACAGCUACUUUUGAUAUCAGAGAGACGGCAUCAAUCCAGUGGUUUGUCCAUGACGACACAUCUCAUGAAGUUGUUCUUGAACCAUUCAGCCUUUCCUGUUUUGAUUGCACCCGUGAGGAGGAAGGAAGUGCUGAUUGUGGAGGGAAAGGAAUCUGCACUAGUGCUGUCUGUGACUGUGAAGAUGGCUUGUAUGGGCUCAGAUGUGAGUUUGUCAGCCCAUGCCCUUGGAUCACAAUUGAUGCUCGAACAGAGAAGUUUGCGACUACAAGAGACUGGUCAACUGAAUAUGAAUCGAUUGAAUUGAGCAACGGUGAAGUGGUGGAAUCCUAUCACAGGCCAGUCUACGUCCAUGAAUAUGAUGGUGGCAAAUAUGAUGUUGUCAUGUUCACAGGGGCGCGGUGGGCCUUGACCUCUUCUGAGUUCCUCUUACAUGGUGGAAGAAUACCGGACAGGAAGCUUUCCAAUGGUCAAGAAGGUGUUGGUUCCGACAUUGGAAACUUCUUCAAGUAUUUCUUCCAUGCGUACAAUGGCUACUAUGGCAACUACACGGUUGCCUUUCUCAGUGAUUACAUGCAAGUGGGAACGCAGCUAGACUCUAAUUCUCCUGUCAGUUUGUCUUGGUAUAAUGCGGUAGCAAAAGAGGCUUCGGCUGAAAAUGAGAACCAGGAAACAGGAAAAUUGGUUGAUUCAGAGUUUCUCUGCCGUGUUUGCCAUGAUGAUUCAAACCCAUGCCUGUAUGAUGGAAAGUGCAACAACGGGACAUGUGUAUGCUCUCAAGACUCUUUUGGGGGGCGGUGUGAAGUCCCUCCAGUGAAAAAUGGUCACUGUGACCCCCUUUUCAACACACCCGAGUUCAAAUUGGAUGGUGGUGACUGUUGCGAAUCCACUUGUGUGAGCACAUCCCAAUAUGUUUGUGGAGCCGAAAAGGAUGGCUAUGUCAGCACUGGGUACUUCUACUGUGAGCAACCAAAAGAUGAGUGGCAAAGCAGUCUCUUGAAUGGAGCUUUUGGCUCCUCUUCUGGUUUUGCAGUGGAUUUUUCAAUGACGUCGAUGGUUGUGUCAGAACCUUUUGGGGACAGUGUGCAGAUAUAUGACAAGGUUGGGCCAUCCUGGAUACUUCGAGAAACUCUCAUUGGGUCUGCUUGGAAAGUGGCCCUCUCUUCUGGACCCUUCAAUGUGGUCAGCAACCCAAGCUUCAGAGCCCCCCUAACAAUUGCAGUCCAUGAUUCCAACAAAACAAUUCAUAUCUACAAGUGCAAUCAUGAUGGCUGCAAACAAACCCAGGACUUUCCGUUGAUCUCUGAAUUUGCUUUGUCUGAUGGUGGUGCAGUUCUUGCAAUGUCAUUUGAGGAGGCUCGCAAAGUGAUUCAAGUCUAUGAGGCCCAAGAUGGAAUAUUUGAGUUCCGCGCAAAUGUAUCCAUCACAAGAAAUGAGUUUUUCUCUGAGUACAUUGUUGUCCUGGCCUGGGAUGAGUUGAGUGGUGACUAUGCUACGGAGACUGAGUUCCGCUAUGAGUCUGAUAAGUACAGAGUAUAUCCAUUGUCAUUGGCAUUGAACCAAGAUGGCACUGUCCUUGCAUAUGGCUUCCCCACGUGUCAAGGCACUCAGCUUCACAUUUUUACUCGCAAUGAUGCUGGCGUUUGGGUACCACGGAGGGCUCCACAGAUGAACACCACUGGCUGCAUUGAAACUAGCCUUUCCACACAAGAAAACAAUGCCUUGGCAGUAUCUGGUGAUGGAUCUGUGAUUGCCUUUAGGGUUGGUAACAAGGUCAGAGUUUACAGAUGGGAAGCUGAAUUGAAAUCUUGGAAUUCUUUGGGAGACGAGUUCCCAUUCACACACUACCCAGUUGCAAUGUCUCCUGAUGGCAACGAACUUGCAAUUGGUUCCCCUCAAGAUCGCAGUGGUGGGGUCACCGCUGUUUAUGCACUUCCUGGAAAAAAGAAGUGCCCCACUGGCAUGUCACUCCUACGCCUUUCACUGACCCUUGAUUCUUUCCCUGCAUUUUUCGGGUGGAAUCUUGUUAAUAACAGCACAGGGGAAAUCCUGUUUGAGCAAGACUCUUAUCCACAAGAGUACAAAUUCGCAACAAUCUUGGAGGAGACCUGUGUCCCAGCUGAUUCUUGCUAUGUCUUCACAAUAAUCAACCAUGUCACUAUGGGACUUGAUGCUCCUGGACAGUAUGCACUUUUCAUGGAUGGGGAGAAGGUUGCUCAGGGAACUUUUAGUGGUCUUUUUGCAAGGGAGCAGUUUGGAAACUGUGCAUCUUGCCCCGCAGGUACAGAGCUGUUUCGCAUGAUGUUAUUGACAUCCGGACCCAUGGAGUGGGCCCUGUUGAAGUUGAUUGAUCAAGGGGCCAACAUAUCAGUGCUUCAUAAUGACAACAACUUUGACAAGUUUUCCAAUCAAACUGUGGACCCACUUUGCUCUGAUUUUGAUAAUAGGGUAUGGGAUCCUGACCCAGUUGCUCAUACAUAUGAUGCAUGCCUGGAUCCAACAGAGUGCUAUGGGGUGCAAGUUUCUUCCAACAAAGCGAUCUUCAGAAAACUGGAAAUAGUUUUUGGGGAGGAGAGAGUCAAUACUUUACUUUACGAUUUUUGUGAGGUGCAGACCUUUUUUGUGGGAAGAGAGGACAAGUGCCCGCAGGAAGAGGACUGA